AUAUGUGUGUGUUGGUGUCUCAGCGUGCAUCUCGUCUCUGCUUAUUUUUAUGGUUGUUGGUGAAAACAGGAAGUUAUGACUAGCUUUCACACGGUUUACACGAGGAAUGGCUGGACGGCCAACACAAGGCUCAGCUGUAGUCAAAGGAUUUCAUCUCUCUUUUUUUUUUCUUGAGCUUUAAAUGUGUGAGAAAAAUAAUCUGAACGUGUGUAAUGUGUUUUGAAGUUGCUAUAGUCUGCCCCCAAGUGGUAAAACGUUAUAAACAUGUCAGAAAAUGUUGAUUUUUAUUUAGACUAGAACCAAAGGUGAAAUAAAUAAAUAAAUGGGUAAAACUGUCAGAGAAAGCUGAAACCAAGAGAAUAUGUAGCUUGUGCAAAAGGCUCAAAUUAUGCUUUGGUCUUUGGGAAUCAAGAAUUUUAAGAGUGGUCUUGAUCAAUGUGUUUUUCAAGGUUUCUUAGAACCUAAGCUGCUUCUUUGUCACGUUUCAUUUCAAUUUCUGAUCAACUGUAGAGCCACACAAGAUAAAUGAGCAAAGAACUGAUUUGAAGGGGAAGCUUUUUUCAUGUUGGUGCCAGGAACUCGUCACAAGUCAUAAUUCACUCAUUUGUUUGGGUGAUAUAACAGUUUUUUUCCUUGUCCUUGCAAUCCUCCGUGGAUAAGCAGCUACAGAAAAUGGAUGGAUGGAUGGAUGGAUAUCGAGUGUACUUUUUGCCACUGUGACCUACAUUAAUCAUUUUUUAUUUAAAGUUCAUAGUUUCUCUGUGUACUAUGGUUUUAGGUAACAUCUUAGAGAGUUUGUUCUUUUGUGUCCAAAUCAAAUGUUCCUAAUAAAUCAUGCAUUUAAAUAAUUAUAUAUUAUGUACUUUUUACGCGUUUUCUAUGAAAGAAAACAUGAGAGGAAGCCCAGUCCUAUUCAGUGUUCCAGUUUUAGCUUCUGUAGGGUUUCACUCAGUGGUGCCUCUAAAGGGCGGCCAAGGGGGACCAUUGGUCCCGCCCGGGAAAUUGUUGGCCAUCCAGUUUGCCCUCUCAGGGAAGACCCCACCCUCAUUAAUAAAUCACAUUCAUGUUCACACAAAUCGUACAUUCAUCUCCUCUAAUCAAGACAAUUUUAAAGCUAAUAAAAUUUUUAUUUUAAUAGAAUUUUUUAAUAGAACUGUUUUAAUAAAUCACAAUUUAAAGUACGUAAGAGAAUCAUCACUAUCAAGAAAAAAGUAUGAACUCUGAUUGUUUUUGUUGAAACAGCAACAGGCUCAAUCAAUUUUUUAAUUAAAACUCGGAAAAAAUAGAAACAAUAACUGAAAAAAUUAAAAACUGCCAAAGUCUUUUUUCUGAAAUGUUCAAGUUUCACAAAUUUGAGGUAAAUGUGUUCGAAGCACAAGCCUGUUAUAAAAAAAACAGCGAAGGAGCAAAGCAAUGCACAGAUUCAGGCGAAACUCCCCUGAGCUACCACAGACACCGAUUUGCUGAGUCACCCCAAAAUUUCCACUGGCCCCCCCCAUGAAAAUUUUCUGGGCGCGCCACUGGUUACAUUUUGCUGAACUGAAUAAUAUAACAAAACUGGCACAACAGCUUCAAAUAUUUGGUCCAAGUGAUAUUACAGACAUGUGGAAAGCACCAGAAAAUCCACAUUAAUAAAAAACUCAAGUUACCUUAACGGCGGAACCAGGUUUUGAGUUUCAAACGCUCUUUUGCAAAAGACCUUGACAUCUAAGUGCUUUAAAAGCUGAGUUUCUGGUUUCUUCUGUGAUAUUUGUUUUGCUUUUGAAUCACGCGGAUCUUACUGAUACGGCUAUGGUCUAAUAUUAACUUAACACUGCAACGCCUGGGCAACAACCUUAGCUUAAAGCGCUCAAGUUGCAAUGAUGUAAUUCCAACUUUUAUAACAGAGGAAUCAUUUAAGUGAAAGAUACAAGCUUUAUUAAACUAGAACUAAAGACAAACAUGCUUUACAGCUUGUUUGGCUGAAUUGUUGCAGGUCAUGUGUCUCCUCAUCAGAACCCUAAUAAAAAAUGGAGCUGUCAUUGAUUUGUUUCAGUAACUGAACUUGAACAAAGGAAUGUUUGUGCCUACAAGCAUCCCAUGUGAACCUUCAACUAUAUAAAGGGAAGAUCUUUUCUCUCUGCUCAAUAUUUGGACCUGAGAUUUGAAGCAGAAUCUCUACAGGAUAAAGACAUUUGUAUUUCAUUGGGAAUUUUGCCAGUUUAGAAAUGAAGACUGUAAGGUCUCUGUUCAUCCCAAAGUGGACGUCAGAUGUGCGUCUGGAGGGGAAGACGGCAAUAGUAACGGGAGCAAACACUGGAAUAGGCAAAGAAACAGCUAAAGAGCUCGCUGCAAGAGGUGCCCGAGUGAUUUUGGCAUGCAGAAAUGUGACCAAAGGAGAACAAGCUGCUUCUGACAUCAUGAAGAACGUGGAUGGCGCCAAUGUGGUGGUCAGGCAGCUGGACCUGGCUGACACCAAAUCCAUCUGCCUGUUUGCUGAGAACAUUUACAACACGGAAAAGUCUCUCCACUUCCUGAUCAACAACGCAGCGGUGGCUAUCUGUCCUUAUGCGAAGACCGUGGACGGAUAUGAGAUGCAGUUUGGAGUCAAUCACUUAGGUCAUUUCUUCCUGACGUUCUUGCUUCUAGACCUACUGAAGCACUCGGCGCCAUCCCGAGUUAUCAACCUGUCAUCAGCAGCUCACGCCAUGGGCAAGAUCCACUUUGAUGACCUGAACGGGGAGAAAGAUUACCACCCUGUCAGGGCGUACGCUCAGAGCAAGCUCGCUAACGUGCUGUUCUCCAGAGAGCUAGCUAAAAAAACCGAGGGUUUUGGAGUGAUGGUUUUCUCAGUGGACCCGGGUGUUGUGAACACUGAAAUCACACGACACAUAAGGCGUCCUCUUGUGGACUUAAUUAAGACCUUCAGUUUUGUGCUGAAGACGCCGGCAGAGGGAGCAUACACCACCGUCUACUGCACCGUCACCCCUGACAACCAGGUCCUCACUGGUGGAUUCUACAAGGACUGUGCUCUGGCUGCAAGCUGCAGGGCAGCUGAGGACAACCUCACCUCCCUAAAGCUGUGGGCUGUGAGCUGCCACCUGCUGGGGAUCCGCUGGAGAUAAACCGUUCUCCUACAAGCUGUGCUGCAAAAUGCAUGACGUUUCUGAGGUUUAUUGCUUAAUGUUGUACGUGUCAGGCAUGGACAUAAGUUGUGCAAAGGGGUCAAAGAAACAUGCAAAUUUUAAAUAAAACUGGUGGGAUGUAAGAAGGAAGACGUGUGGAAAAAUAAAGCAGAUUAAACUGAUCGAGUGAGUUUGAA
Molecule: messenger RNA, 3301 nt
Organism: Nothobranchius furzeri (turquoise killifish)
Lineage: Eukaryota; Metazoa; Chordata; Actinopteri; Cyprinodontiformes; Nothobranchiidae
Product: retinol dehydrogenase 12
Source: RefSeq, a predicted model, not a curated record